AUGAAUACAGUCCUGUGUAACUGUGAAGCGAUCAUUAAUUCAAGACCUCUUACGUAUCUAACAGAAGAAAGCACGGAGAUUGCUGCGAUCACUCCAGCUAUGUUCAUUAGCGAUAUUCGAAAAAAUGGCAUCCCGGAUUUGGAUCAAGUUAACAGGAUCUUCUUUGCCAAAAGAUUACGCUAUCGCCAAAGAUUAAAGGAAGAAUUAAGACAACGUUUUCGCCUACAGUAUCUAGGACAACUGUCCCGACGAACUAAACAUAAGAACAGUUCGAUUUCCGUCACAAUCGGCGAUAUUGUAUUAGUUGGAAAUGACUUACAAAAACGUCUGGAUUGGCCCCUCGCGAAGGUGAUACAAGUUUUCCCUGGAAAGGAUGGACAUACACGUGUCGCGAAGCUGAAAACUGCAAGAGGCGAACUAAUCCGUCCCAUCCAAAGACUAUUCCCAUUAGAAGUGAGAUACUCCGGUCGUGAGGCCGACAAAUUUUUCGAGACGAUUAAGACUGUAUCUGAAGCUGUUAAGGAAUCAGAAUCUGAUCCUAAGGAAGACACGAGGCCUUUGACGAAGCCGGGAUUAACGACACGGAGUGGUCGUGUUGUCAAGAAACCGGAGAGACUUGGUUUCUAG
This is a messenger RNA of Wasmannia auropunctata (little fire ant), 627 nucleotides long. RefSeq lists its product as uncharacterized. The record is from RefSeq and is a predicted model, not a curated record. The coding region runs from base 1 to 627 and encodes 208 amino acids. The transcript has a single exon. Lineage: Eukaryota; Metazoa; Arthropoda; Insecta; Hymenoptera; Formicidae.